Physella acuta is the source of this 3323-nucleotide messenger RNA. Its product is annotated as cystathionine beta-synthase. Gene Ontology annotation, molecular function: cystathionine beta-synthase activity. NCBI's taxonomy places the organism in Eukaryota, Metazoa, Mollusca, Gastropoda, Physidae. The record is from RefSeq and is a predicted model, not a curated record. Gene Ontology annotation, cellular component: cytoplasm.
AGUCUUAUUCGAGUAGCCAAUCAACUUGUUGCUAACCGAAGGUGUGUCGUGUAACGUUGCUAAAGUGUAAAAAAAAAGGAAAAAUAGGACAAUCACGCAAAAGUUGACUUGAUAAACGGAAAAAAAACCUGGAUUUCAGUGGUCCACGAGAUAAACUAUAACUGGGACCUAAUCAAACAAAUUAGAAACCAAAUAGUGAAGUGUCAAAGAUGUCAGAGAAGAAAUCUUGUCCAGUUGACCACUCAGGUGAAGGUGAGGUCAACAGUGUAUUCAGACAGUGGAAACGUCCAGACCUGCCCAGUAAAUGUACCUACACACUGGACACCCCACUGGACCAGUCACCUCACAUCCAUGUCAACGUGGAACCUCGCCCCAAGAUUCUACCCAACAUCCUCUACAACAUUGGCAAUACACCCCUGGUGAGGCUGAACAGUAUCCCAGCUAAAGAGGGCAUUGAGUGUGAAGUCUUGGUCAAGUGUGAGUUCUUCAAUGCCGGAGGUUCAGUCAAAGACAGGAUUGGCCUGAGGAUGGUGGAAGAUGCUGAGAAGAGUGGCCAGAUCAAACCUGGUGAUGUCCUCAUUGAGCCAACCUCAGGGAACACGGGAAUUGGUCUGGCACUAGCUGCUGCUGUGAAAGGCUACAGGUGUAUCAUUGUGAUGCCAGAAAAGAUGAGUAUGGAGAAGGUGGAUGUACUAAGGGCCCUGGGUGCUGAGAUUGUCCGUACACCCACCAGCGCGUCCUUUGAUUCCCCCGAGUCACACAUUGGUGUCGCCAAACGUCUGAUGGAGGAAAUACCAAACUCUCACAUACUGGACCAGUACCGCAAUGCCAGCAACCCACUAGCACACUUUGAUUCAACAGCAGAAGAAAUUAUUGACAGCUGUGAAGGUAAACUGGACAUGGUUGUGCUGACAGCUGGCACAGGUGGAACCUUGACCGGCAUCUCACGUAAGAUCAAAUCCAAGUGUCCAGACUGUAAGGUUAUUGGAGUGGAUCCUGUAGGUUCUAUACUAGCCCAGCCAGAGUCUUUGAAUAAAAGUGACAUCUCAUUUUAUGAAGUUGAGGGUAUAGGCUACGACUUUAUCCCUACAGUCUUAUCAAGAGAGUAUGUGGACAAGUGGUACAAGAGUGUGGACAAAGAAUCAUUUAUCAUGUCCAGGAGGUUAAUCAGAGAGGAGGGACUUUUGUGUGGUGGAAGUUGUGGAUCUGCUAUGUACUGCGCUAUUCAAGCCAUUAAAGACUUCGGCCUGAAGAAAGGACAGCGCUGUGUGGUCAUCCUACCAGACUCCAUCAGGAACUACAUGUCCAAGUUUUUAAGUGAUGACUGGAUGAGCCAGAGAGAUUUCUUGGAACUGAGCCAGAUGGAGCCAUCCAAGAACUGUUUAAGCAGUAAAGUUUGGUGGUCCAACUUAAAGGUCAGCUCUCUGAAGCUGUUAGCACCUUUGACUGUCAUGCCCACAGUGACCAUUCAGGAGACUCUUGACCUACUCAACAAGGAAGGUUUUGACCAGGUUCCUGUUGUGGAUGAGUCAGGAGGCAUUCUUGGAAUGGUGACAGUCAGCAACAUGAUGUCACAAAUAGUGAAAAACAAAGUCAACCGUGGUGACCCCGUGUCAAAGGUCAUGUACAAACAGUUCAAACAGGUCCAUAUGGAUACAUCCCUCGGGCAGCUGUCGCGGAUGUUGGAUACAGAUCAUUUUGUUCUGGUUGUUCAUAAUCAAAGACAAUCCCCCUCCUUUGAUAUUUCUGUAGAUGGCGCUGGUGGUAAAGUUGAGAGCAAGCAGAUGAUCUUUGGCAUUGCAACAAGAAUAGAUCUCUUAAACUUCAUCACCAAAGACACUCAGGAACCAUAACUUAUCAUCUUUCUAAUUGGAACAUUUUGUUUUGAUCCUAUCAUCUUUUUUGUACUUUGCUUGAGAGGGUAUUUUGAUGUUUUAUUAUAAAUGGGUGAUGACAUUUGAAUUAUUUAUGUAACAUUCAAGUUUAUAUGAGUGUUUUGAUAUAUAUGGGGGACCAUUUAUUUGAAAAACUUACUUGGUUCUGACAACGAAGUUCAAUACAUACAAAUACAUUUACAAUUGAAAUCUUUACUGUAUGUUUUUAAAACUUUAAUUACAAAUUUAGUGCCUAAAUUAAAAAAAAUUUGAAGUUCAAGUUUGUCUGAAAUUUAACUUUAAAAACAAAGCACUUCAGUAAAGAUAUGUUCUUCUUUUGUUUGUUUUAUAACAUUGUUUGAAGCUCCAUACAUUAUAGACAUGCAAAAAUCAAACUUUAUCUUAGACUCUGGGUUUUAAACAUGACAAUUAUUUUUGUAAAAAGUUAAAUGAAUGUUUCAAUAAAAUACUUUUUUUUCUGUUUAAAGUAAUGCUCCUCAAAUUGAACUAAACUUUCAUCAAUAUAAAUGAAUAACAUUGUUACCAAUCUCUGUAAUGGCCAGUAGGACAUCUAGCUAUACAGUCUGCCAGUUAUUGAUACUGGCAUGUAUCCGUCUUUUUUUUUUUUACACAGAAGUAUUGAAAUAAAAUAUUAGCAUAGUGUCAACCUUAAUUAUCUAUUACUUUCCUUGUUUGGCCAAAUUAAAAAAACAUGCUUGCCAAAUUGGAAAAAAAAAGCCAAAUUGGAAAUCUCAAAAAAUAUCCUGUCAUGUCACAUAAUAUCACUGUAUUUAAAACAUGCUUAAAUACAUUUUUGUGGCAGGUGAUAUAGAUUUUUGUUGACUAGUUGUUUCUAUGCAAAAACAAAUAAUAAUCUUACCAUUAUACAUUGUUGGAAAGCUGCCUCUAUCUUAAUUUGAAUGUAGAAAUAAUUUUUUUAUCUUCACAUUACUUUUAUGUAGGCACACAUAAAACUUUCUCAUAGCUCUAAAUUAUGUCAGUUUAUUACAAUUCUAAAAAUGGGCAUUAUAAUAUCAGUGCUGUAAUAUAAAAUACUCACUACAAUAUACCGGUGUAUGUUGGCAUUGUAGGGUGUUAAAAAUUUAUCUAACGGAAUAAAUGAAUUAUUUAAGUUGUCAGACAUUUACUUUUACAACAGCCAUAUUGUUAACUUUUAUACCAGUACAGAAUUGUAUUUCUUACAUGUAUUUCCUUAUACAAUCUAGCUUGCUUUAUUUUAUUUUUGAUAACUAUCUCCUUGUAUAGUCUUGAUCUUUGCAGAUGUUUCUUGUUAAGUAUCCAAGUAAUGUUUACAAGUAAAUUAUCUACAAAUUUUGUUCAAAGUUGUUUUCAAAUACUUGAUUUGAUUUGGGUGCAAAUAAACAAAAUUGCAAUUUUUAAGCUAACAUGGAAAGACUGUUAUUAAUUAAACUUGUUGAAACGUUUUUA